AUGGACAAGAUCAGAAGCGUGUUGAAACGCCGCGAAGGGACCUCCAGCUCAAGCGAAGAUUCCUUUGAACAUCCACACAAUCUCAACGAAAAGGCCGCAUACGACGUUCAUCAGCAGACAUUCAAUGAGGAUUUCGAGGCCGACCACAAAGUCCCCAACCUAGAAUUAAUAGCAUCCAAAUCACAGGAGUUUGACCCCGUUUCAUCGCGUUUAAUCCAAGACAUUAUCCACGAUGACUACGCUGGUAUCCACGUUGAAGACGAUUCUCCAUACCCUGAAGUCAGAGCCGCUGUUCCAAGUUCCGACGACUUUGAUAUGCCCCAGGCCACCCUUAGAGCAUGGACCAUUGGUUUGAUUAUGACAACCAUCGGUUCCGGUAUGAAUAUGUACUUUUCCCUUCACUCGCCCACCAUCACCAUCACCACUAUGGUUACCUCCAUCUUGGCCUACCCAGUGGGAAGAUUUUGGGCUUGGUGCAUUCCCAACUGGAACAUCUUUGGUCUUCCAUUGAACCCCGGUCCAUUCAACAUUAAGGAGCACGCUGUCAUCACCAUUAUGGCUAGUGCUUCGUUUGGUGGUGGUGCUGCUUACGCCACUGAUAUCUUGGUCUCGAUGAACAAAUUUUACAACGCCGAUUUCGGUGUCGGGUUUGCCAUUGUUGCCAUUCUUUCAACAAACAUGAUUGGUUUCUCCAUGGGUGGUUUGAUUAGAAAAUUUGUUGUUGAGAGUCCUUCGGCAAUCUGGCCUGCAAACUUGGUCACUUGUACAUUCUUGACCAAUAUGCACAUAAACGAAAAUCACCCGGCCAACGGUUGGAAGAUCUCGCGUCUUUGGUUUUUCUUGACUGUUUUUAUUGCGAGUUUUGUCUACUACUGGUUCCCCGGUUACAUUUUCCAAGCCUUGAGUAACUUCAGUUGGAUCACCUGGAUCCGUCCAAACAAUGUCACAAUUAACCAGAUUUUUGGAUCUAGUUCGGGGUUGGGUAUGAUUCCCAACAUGAUUGCAUUGGACUGGAACCAAAUUGCCGGUUACGUUGGUUCGCCAUUGAUUCCACCAGCAGGAACCAUCGCUACUAUUUUCCUUUCCAUGGUUUUGAUUUUCUGGAUCAUUACACCUGCAAUCUCCUUUUCCAAUACUUGGUACGGUGACUAUGUUCCAAUUUCCUCGUCUGGUUCAUACGACAGGUACCAGAAGACAUACAAUGUCAGCAGAAUCGUCAAUAAAGAAACAUUGACGUUUAUCGAAGAGGAGUACAAGAAAUACUCACCUUUGUUCUUGUCCACCACUUUUGCAAUUUCAUACGGGUUGUCAUUUGCAUCAAUCACCGCCACGGUUAUGCACACCAUCUUGUUCCACGGUAAAGAAGUGCUCGACCAAAUCAAGGUCAAAGAAACCCCAGAUGUCCACAACAGAUUGAUGGCACGUUACAAAAAAGUGCCAGAAUGGUGGUUUUUGAUUGCAUUCUUGAUCUUUUUUGCAUUAUCCGUCGUCACCGUUAGAGUCUGGAACACCGAGAUGCCAGUUUGGGCUUUGAUUCUCGCACUUCUCAUUGCAUUGUUCUUUUUGAUUCCAGUUGCCGUCAUUUACGCAAGAACCAACAUUGCAGUUGGAUUGAACGUGCUUACCGAGUUUAUCAUUGGAUACGCAUUGCCAGGAAAGCCAGUGGCUAUGAUGUUCUUCAAGACCUUUGGUUACAUCACCAAUAACCAAGCUGUCACUUUUGCUCAGGAUAUGAAGUUGGGCCACUACAUGAAGAUUUCACCACGUAAUUUGUUCUGGUCCCAGUUCAUUGCAGCCAUCUGGUCGUGUCUUGUUCAAAUUGGUGUCAUGAGAUGGUCCUACGGUGCUAUCAAUGAAUUGUGUACUCCUCACCAGGAAAACUCCUUUACUUGUCCCGGUGCCAGGGUGUUUUUCAAUGCCUCCAUCAUCUGGGGUGCCAUUGGACCACAGCGUCAGUUCUCGCACGGACAAAUGUACUAUGGAUUAUUGUUCUUUUUCAUUGUUGGGUUGAUUCUUCCCAUCAUCAACUGGUUGAUUUUGAGAAAAUGGCCAAACAGUUUGGUCAAGUACGUGCACUGGCCCGUGUUCUUUUCCGGUACUGGUCUUAUUCCUCCAGCUACUCCAUACAACUACACAUCCUACUGUAUGGUUGGUUUAGCCUUUGGUUGGUGGAUCAAGAGAAGAUUCUUCCACUGGUGGACCAAAUACAACUACUCCUUAUCUGCUGGAUUGGAUAUUGGUUUAGCUUGGAGUUCGUUAAUCAUCUCGUUGGCAAUGGGUUUGACCAAUACAUCAUUUCCAAGCUGGUGGGGCAACGACGUGGUUGCAAGCACGGUUGAUUAUGACAUCACGAGCAACGUCAGAAAGCUCUUGGAACCCGGUGAAGCUUUUGGUCCAUCGACCUGGUAA
Messenger RNA from Lodderomyces beijingensis, 2409 nucleotides. The record is from the annotation of a GenBank genome assembly. NCBI's taxonomy places the organism in Eukaryota, Fungi, Ascomycota, Pichiomycetes, Serinales, Debaryomycetaceae.